Messenger RNA from Chara braunii, 942 nucleotides. The record is from the annotation of a GenBank genome assembly. NCBI's taxonomy places the organism in Eukaryota, Viridiplantae, Streptophyta, Charophyceae, Charales, Characeae.
CACACACACACACACACACACACACACAUACCCUCCUCCCCCCGGCACAUGCACACCCACACUCUUUCUCAUAACCUCCACGCCAAAAAGACCACCUGCAAAAACAUUUGAGUUUUUCAACAGCAAUUCAGCCUUGACAACUAACCUUCCAAGAAUAACACCAGUCCAGCACGCAGCUUCCACAUCCCAUAACAAAAACAGAAAUGUUCACCACCACCUGUCCACCACGAUCAGUCCCUUGCACUUCAUGAUGCCGUUCUGACCGUCCAUCUCCUUGAGAAGAAUUAUGCUGCACCAUGCCCAGCUCAUCACCAUCACUUGUGCUUAUUGUGUUCUCCGGACAAAAAAAACAUGAGAGGAAGCCCUCUGUAGAAAUAUGGAUCACAGACAGGGGCAGGGAGAGGAGGGGCAGAGGAGGGGAGGGGCGGGGUAUUAUGGGUUGUCCGUUUAGCAGGACCGGGGAUGCAGCAGCUGCUGUGUCCCGCCUGCUGUCUCUUAUACACAUCUAGAUGUGUAUAAGAGACAGGAACUCAGCUGCGCACCGGGUCCGGGAAAUGAGCAGGAUGUGUGUGGUGAGUGGCUGGGUAUUACCUCAGAGCCAGCAUCGAGGUGAAGUAGAAACGAUGAUCUGGGUGUCAAUGAGAGGCCAGAGCAGGGAAAUGAGGAGGAUGUGUGCGGUGAGUGGUUGGUUAUUACCUCAUCAGCCAGCAUAGAGGUGAAUUAGUGUUAACGAGCUCGGUGAUGAGAGAUUCGUAAGUUUCUGAAGGGGAAAUUAGAAAAAAAAAGUUAUAAUGGCUCAUCGGUAAUGAGUCGAUGGAGAUCCUUUUGAUCGGUAGGUGGGUCUGCAAUUCGGAUAAGUGUGUUCAUAGCUAUACUUGAGAGUUUGUUUUCAUUAUUCAGUUUAUAAAGUAUAACAUAAUUUAAUAAAUUUAAUAAAUUUAU